Molecule: messenger RNA, 669 nt
Organism: Funneliformis geosporum
Lineage: Eukaryota; Fungi; Glomeromycota; Glomeromycetes; Glomerales; Glomeraceae
Source: the annotation of a GenBank genome assembly
AUGACAACUACAAACGAGGCAAUUUUUGAUUGGAAAAUCUCAGAAUUUUUAAAUACAAAAGGUAAAAGACCUCCAUAUAUUAUCAUCAUAUUAAAUCAACCAAUUUUACGUCGAAAUAUAUUUCAAAUAUUGUGGGAAAACGCCGAAUUAAAAAUUUGUGCGGAUGGUGGUGCGAACCAAUUAUUUGAUGCUUUUAAAGGGAAUCAAGAAAGAUAUAUUCCUGAUUAUAUUAGAGGAGAUUUGGAUUCAUUGAGAGAUGACGUUCGAAACUAUUAUCAUUCCAAAGGUACAGAAAUCCAAUGCGAAAUUGAACAAGAAUCUACAGACUUCAUGAAAUGCAUUAAUCUUGUUCGUAUCAAGGAAAAGGCAACGAUCUCAAAGUAUGAUGUGUUGGCAAUUGGAUCCUCUGGAGGCAGAUUGGAUCAUAUAAUGUCAAACAUUCAUUAUCUAUAUAAACUUAGAGAUGAAAGGAAAAUUUUUCUAUUAUCCGAUAAAAAUAUGAGUUUUUUGCUUCAAAAGGGGAAGCAUAAUAUUUUAUGUGACAGAGAAAUAGAAGGACCAUCUUGUGGAAUUUUGCCAAUUGGAGUUCAAAGAGCUACUUUGACGACAACUGGGUUGAAAUGGAAUAUGAGUGCCGAAUUUUACAUCAGCGUUCGGGGAUACGAUUAG